Messenger RNA from Mesorhabditis spiculigera, 2718 nucleotides. NCBI's taxonomy places the organism in Eukaryota, Metazoa, Nematoda, Chromadorea, Rhabditida, Rhabditidae. The record is from the annotation of a GenBank genome assembly.
AUGUCGCAGAAGCCGAGCGGAACCCCUGUAAACGGAAUGUCAUCUCCGCGGCCGCCCUUUAGGCGGCAGGGCUCUUCAGCCGGUGGGCAUCCGAUGACCGUUGCCUUGCCGCACCAACGGGUCGAUUAUAGUGUAACGAAGGGUGGCGCAAGAACCUGGGCCGUCCUAUUCGUCUUUAUAUUCCUUUGCUCCAGUCUCUACACCGUUUUCUCCGCAAAAGAAAUCGCAGAACUUGGUGUAGAUUUUGACGGCGAUGGCGAUGUAGAUCUAGACAAUGAAGUGGACGAUGACGUAGAUGAGGUGGCCACGCAGCAGCGGCAUACAUUAAAAGACACAUUGCCGACACACGAUGACCACGGUGGGCAUGAUAAACGUAAUGACAUCAAGGUACCAAAAGAGGAGUUGAAGACAGCUGAUGACGACGAUGCGUAUUUGGAAACGACGUUGGAGGAUAAGCUCUUCGCUGGCCUUCGCGCCAAGAUGCAAAAGUUCAAAAACUUUGUGAAACAUCAAACGGGCCAAAGGGAGAAUGACGAAGAUGAAGAGAUGGUCCAGCCCGUCCCGACAAGAAGGGAACGACGAAAGAAUAGGAGGGAUCGAGUAGAGCAGAAAGGAGAGAAAGACGAGGAGGAGGAAGAGGAACCACCGAAGGCGGAAAAACCAGCGAGACGGCACAGGCAACCGGAAAAGAAGCCGGUGCAAGAAGAGGAUGACGACGAUGAUGAUGAUCACGAUGAGGAUGAUGAUGAGAAUGACACCAAAAAGAUCCGGCAACUGCGAUGGAACCCUAAAACAAAGCGGGAGGAGCUUGUGAUCGUUGAGGUUGAAGUAGAAAAGAAGGAUAAGAAACAUGAUGACGAUGACGAUGAUGAUGAUGAGGACGAUGAGGAUGAAGCUGAUAAUGAUGAUGAUGAGGACGAUGAAGAUGAGAAACCUGCUCCCAAGAAGGAAAAGCCAAAGCCUAAGGAGACCGAACCCGAGCCUGAGCCCGAACCUGAGCCUGAACCGGAGGAGGAGGAGGAUGAGAAAAAGAAGGAGAAGGAUGAUGACGACGAGCCAAAGCAGGAACAGAUCUCAAAGUUCAAGCGGUCCAGAGGCGUCAUCGAGGAACCGAGGGGACUGAAGCUGAAAACAGCCCACAUCACAGACGAUGCCCCAAAACGGCCAUGCAUGCGGAAGCAUUGCCCCACCGAUUUCGGGAUUGAGCCGAGGAGAGGGUUGUUGAAGAGCAAGGCGGUGUCAAGCUCGGGGAAACGCUAUCAAUAUUACGUCGAAGAUGAGCAGGAGCCUGAACAGGGCAAAGUAGAAGAUGAAGAGGAUGAUGAGGAGGAAGAUGACGCCGAAGAGGACACCCCCGAGUAUGCGGAAGUUAUUGCCAUCAAAAAAUACAGAUCUACGGGCCGAGAAGCCUACAAGCGGCACGCAAUCACCAAUCGUGAUGAUCACAAGCACCACGAGACGUUGGAUCGGGCUGACCACCUCGUCGAGAAGCACGAAUACGGUGCGGCCAUCAGACUCUUUGAUCAAGUCCUCAAGGCCUACCCGGAAUCUCCAAGAGCGCACUUUGGAAAGGGGCGUGCAUUCGAUAUUCGAGCCGAAAUGGAAGCUGAUGAUGAAGACGUUGAUGAAGCCCUGGAACAUUAUGAAAAGGUCAUCGACAAUGAAGAUACCCCAGACGCACUAUUUAGGCAAGCAGCUUCUCGCGCGAUAGAACGCUCCAGAUACCGGGGGAAUAUGCAUCGCGCCCUAAAUGCGCAGCGAAGCCUGAUCGAUCGUUUCCCUGAAGAAAAGAAACACCAGACCGAUUUCGGAUUGACGUUUUUGAUGAUGAAACGACAUGACGAUGCGCGUAAAGUAUUCAAGAACGUGCUUGACGCUGAUCCCAACAACGCUCUCGCCCUGGCGUACUACGGAUAUAUUCUAAAGGUGGCCGAUGGCGACCUAGAAGGCGGCGUCCAGUUGAUGCGAAAGGGGCUGUUGAAGGGCGGAGACGAGAUUACCGAUCCAAAGUUCUACUAUCAUCUGGGCGAUGGCUUGAUGUUACUGGGAAGAACAGCUGAUGCCUAUAAGGUCUACGAGCAAGGAGCGGAACUAGGGCUUUUCCUAUCCGCGCACCAACGCAGCAUGUACAACAUCGAAGGUCUUACCGGGCGGCCCUGGUGGACAAUGGAACAAACUGGAUACACCAAACACCUGCGGGCUGUGGAACGCCAAUGGGUUGCGAUCCGCAAAGAGGCCUUAGCUGCACUUGAAGAGCACAUCGAAGAGUUUGAGCACGAGAAUAAAGCCAUCACCAUCGAUGGCGACUGGCGUGCACUUUGGCUGCUUCGAAACGAGGAUUGGGAUGAAGACAAUUGCGAAAUCGUGCCGCAAACCUGCGCCAUUCUACGUGAAUUCCGGGAGGCCAGCAAUGCAAGCCGAACUUCGAUGAAAAUCUCCGUACUUUCUUCCGGCACUCGCGUUCUGCCGCAUUGUGGGCCAACAAACUGCAAGCUUCAAGCCCAUCUCGGUCUUGUGGUGCCAUCUGAAGCAAGAAUUAGAGUUGGAACUGAACGACGUGGUUGGCGGACAGGCCGUUUUAUUCUCUUUGACGACUCUUUUGAACAUGAACUUUCCUUCGCCGGCGCGUCUUCUUCAGCUUUUCGAUUGGUCCUCGUCAUCGACCUAUGGCACCCAGAAGUGGACGUCCGACAACGCACCGAUCUCUUCGAUGAAGAC